CACGCCCACUUUGUAAAUACCAAUAUGGCGGAAAUUUCGUGAAACGUCUGAGAGAAAGAGUACUUGAUACUCUUCUUUGAAGGUUUUUGAUAGGUUGGGACCAAGCGAUAAUCACUCAUUUGAUAAUGAAGAAACAGUUUUAUCGCGUGAAGCAGCUGGCCGAUCAGAGAGUUGGAAGAGCGGAGAAGACCGAGAUUUUAACAGAAGAUCUUCAGCAUGUUGAGAAAACAGUGGAUAAGAUCAAGCAUGCAUGCCAAACAACAAACAAGAGAUUAGCUGCUUCCAUGCAGGGUACUGGAAUGGAUUUAGACAAGAGACUGGCUGUAGUAUUCCUCAAGUCAUUACGUGGGUCAGAUGAUAUUGCUAUGNUUUUGUUUACAAAACAUGUUCAGUAUCUAAGUGCUAUGUUUUCUUCUUCUAGGGAAGUGAUGCAAAAAGCAGGGGAUGUCCAGUCAUCAUUGGCCAGAGAACUGGCAGAAUACGAAAUGCAAGUAGAAAAUGAUGUUUUGGCACCAAUGACAUCUCUUCUUGAGAAUGAUGUCCCAAAUAUCACCCAAACAAAGAAGAAACUGACAAAGACCAGACUUGACAUGGAUACUGUUAAAUCAAGAUGGCUUGCAGCUGUCAAGGUCUCUCAUGGAGCAAAUAAAGACUUUCAUGUUGCUGCAGCAAAGGCAGAUACCCUCAAAGAGGAAUACGAGGAAGAAACUGCUAAAUUUGAAGCAUGUCAAGAUACUCUGACUACGGAGCUUUUGAAGUUUGUUGCAAGAGAAGGAGAAUACUCCAACUGGAUUAUCAAGUUUAUUGAAGCUCAGUUGGAAUAUCACAAGAAAGCAGUGACUGUUCUUGACAACAUCUUGCCCACCCUUAAGCAACUUUUGGAUGAAUCAGAGCUUCAACCUGUUUAUGGCUGCCCACUGGAGGACCACCUAAGAAUUCAGGAAAGAGACAUUGCGUUUGUGAUUGAAGAAUGUGCUACGUUUCUGUACAGAGAAGCCAUGGACAUUCAAGGUUUAUUUCGACUGGCUGGUAGUGCUAUCAAGAUUAGAAAACUCACGGCUGAAUUUGAUGCUGGCUUAGUUGACUUAUCAGAGUUUGACAAUGAUGUUCAUGUUGUGACAGGAGCACUAAAGCAGUAUCUUAGAGAGCUUCCAGAACCUCUUAUGACUUCUAAACUCUACAAUGAAUGGAUACAGGCUUCAGCUAUACAAGAUAAUGGAACAAAGUUACAAGCCUAUUGGACUAUUGUAGAAAAGAUGCCUCCAUUGUACAAAGCCAAUCUCAGAUAUCUCAUAACUUUUCUAGGGAAGCUCUCUGAAAAUAGUGAAGUAAAUAAAAUGAGUGCAAGCAAUAUUGCUAUUGUUAUAGCGCCCAACAUCAUUUGGUCGCCAGAGGAUGAAGGUGGGGUAAAUGUCCAACACACCGGUGUCCAAUCGUCCAUUGUCGAGGCAUUGAUUCAGCAUUACCAGUGGUUCUUUCCUGGAGAAAUUGACUUCACACGUAAAACAGCUUCAGGGACGAAUGGUGUGAAUCAGACCAUGACUGACAAGAGUUCUCAAGUUAAAAAGGCUUCUGGGGAGUACAAGAGUGUUACUGGGGACUUCUUAGAGGAAGUAGUCAGUCUCAUCAAUUUGAAGGGUACCGACGGCUGCCCCCAGCCUGCAGACAAUUCCGAGGAAUCAGAUGCAACUAAACCAGCAAUAAUUAAUGUGGAGCAAACCCCUGCGUUAACAGCCAACACUCCUCCAGCAAAGAAAAAGAACGCUCCUGCAGCCUUGGUGAAAUUCAUGGGCUCCUCCAGUCCUGGACAUGCUUCCACUGCUCCACCACUACCCGGUCCCAAGGCUACCGCGACGUCUGUUGGACCGCCGAGACCUGUGAACGCGCCUCCGCCUCCUCCAGCGAAACCUGUUAAAAAAGAAAACAAAUAAUCGUCUCUUUUUCGGAAAUGUUAUUUUACAGCGAUGCAGAUGACUAAACAAACCAAAGAGCACCCAUUAGCUCUGAGAGAAAGCAUCCAGGACGAUGUUUGGCUGUUUGAGGUUUAUAUAUGACUUAUAUUUCUAGCCUAUGAAUGUCUCUGAUCGCGUUGUGUUGCGUUGUCAAUGCCUGUGUCAAGACUAUGAGCCACGAGAGGGAAAUUAUAUCAAAAGUGUGAAUGCAGUUUCACCCCAGAUGUUUCAGAGAGUUAAACUGGCUUUCUAGCGUCAAAACAAGUGCUCUCGUGAGCCACUGAGCCAGGCUACUGGAAGUUUCCGAAGCGGAGAGCCGUGAAUAGUCCUUUAAAGACCUUUGUCAAUAGUGCUACAUUUUUGGUUCUUGUUGAUAGGAAAAGUAUCCCUUAGCCCGCAGUUCAUAUUUUUUACCCAUUUCUUAUUAGUAAUAAAUCGUGAUUCACAUGCAAUUUCCUCUUACUGAAUGCCGUUGAUGAGAAUAAGAAAACAGAUCAGGAGGGGGCAAGCUGUAUUUUAUAUUUGAAUCAUUUUCUUCUCAGUCAACUGUAUCGUCAGAGAUAUAAGGCAAGUAAGAGAAAUUUGUAUGUUGACAUCCGUUUAAGGGACAUGCAUUACACUUGCUUGGUCUUAAUAAUUUUAAAAAAUCAUCCUCCAAUUUUAUUCUUUUUAGUGCUAACAACUACAUUUUAAAAUGGCACAUUGCUGUCGCAAAGUUAAUAGUCUUAAUAAAUUCCAGGUUAUAUUUAGAAUUCAGUUAUAAACAGAUGUCAGUUGCCUUAUGACGAAUGCGGAAAGUUGAUUAAAAGUAAUUUUAUAUUUGCUUUGUUUUGCUGACCAAUCAGAGCAUAUGUACUGUUUUCUUUUUCAGCCAGUCAGAAGCGAAGAUCCGUGGUUUUGUUAACGCGCGUUUUCCUGCGCUUGGUGCUGUUUACAUGCCUUGGUUUUGAUUUUUGAUUGGUUCACUCGAUGAUUAACUAUUGCUCUGAUUGGCCAGAAUGAGAUUAUUUUCAUUCUUGUCUGCAGUAGGAAAGCACUUAGUUAUCUCUUUUACUUUACCUAGACAGCUAUGCAAGCAGGCGCUCUUUUCCUUUUUAAUUCUCUUCUGAGAAAAGAAAAAUGGCAUGUGUUAUUUGAAGAUUAAAAAGUAUCAUAUCUCAUUUCUUUUUUAGGAAUUUUCAGUUGUAAAUUCAACGAAGAGUCUUGAACAGGAUAGUUUAGUUUGUGUUUGAUAUGAGAUAUAUAUUUUAUAUUUUUGAACUGAAUUAUGUACUAUCAACGAAUUAUAAUAAUUAACUAAAUCAACAGAAUAUCCUGGCAAAAUGAAAUAGUAGGUUUACAAUAACAUAAUUUGGAAUAAAAAUCAACUUUCAAAAUAAGAAAGAUUUACUAGACGAGUUUUUGCGUUAAGAAAGGAACUUGUCAUACAUUGCAAUUGCAAGGAAGCGAGAAUCGUUUACGUUGUUCCUAAUGAUAUACAAGAAAAUAGUGUAUAGCCUUUAAAAUUGCUACGUUUUAGCUUUAAAAUAACAUGAAAUAAAUUACAGACUACAAAU
This is a messenger RNA of Orbicella faveolata, 3508 nucleotides long. Its product is annotated as rho GTPase-activating protein 44-like. Gene Ontology annotation, cellular component: cytoplasm; intracellular anatomical structure. NCBI's taxonomy places the organism in Eukaryota, Metazoa, Cnidaria, Anthozoa, Scleractinia, Merulinidae. Gene Ontology annotation, molecular function: GTPase activator activity; protein binding. The record is from RefSeq and is a predicted model, not a curated record. Gene Ontology annotation, biological process: positive regulation of GTPase activity; regulation of actin cytoskeleton organization; signal transduction.